CAGACACCGAACGAAAUUUUUUUCCAAAAGUCUCCCACGGGCACCGUAAAAUUGAUAAUCGGUAAACAGACGACGAGAUUUUUAUCCGAAAUAUGAAGAGUACCUAAGUAUCCAGAUUACUUUUAAUGUUGCCUUUGAAGCGUAAACAUCAAUUAUUCGCAAUUGUUUUGGAUGAACUGCAGUGAAUUUGUUUGGUGAUUUGGAUAACCCCCAUUGUGAUAGAGCAAAAACUCCAAGAUGUCACCGGGAACCAUGUUGGACCCCCCCAACAUCCUCGAACCCUCCCCGGAAACCUAUCUCGACUUCCCCUUCUUCGAGAACAUGGAGUCCUCCAGCUGCACCAGUUUCGACUCCACAGACAGCACCGACUUAGAACCCCGCGAAUUCCCUGCCCUGAACGGCGAAGACAUGUUCUUGGACAGCAUCAUCAAGGGCCUCUUCAACACCACCUCAGACAACCCCUGGACUGGCCUCGACAUGGAGGACCUCAGCCUCUUGGACCCCAGCAACAUGGAGGUGCUCGGCAUAGACUUGGACCUACCCCCCACAGACAUCGAGCAGAUCUUCAGCGACACAAUCAGUGAGCUGGACCUGGAUAUUUCCUCCAAAGUGAACGACUUCUUCUCGAACAGCUCAGACACCAGCUUGGUCGAUACAAGUGCCAGCCAGCUGGAGCCUCUGGCUGCUAUGUUUCCUCACAUCAGCGAGGAGAAGAACAGAAGAAGGCGCAGCCUGCUUUAUGACAGAAAAGCCCCUGCAACAGGAGGCAAAGCCGCCUUUGACUGCAGGCGCUCAGACCCACUAACAAACCACGACUACGCGCAGAAGAAUGAGGAAGACAAGUACUUCGUUUGUCCCAUGGCUGCCUGCGAUAAGGUGUACGCCAAGUCCUCGCAUCUGAAGGCGCAUUUGAGGAGGCACAGCGGGGAGAAGCCGUUCGUCUGCAACUGGUUGAAUUGUACUUGGAGGUUUUCGAGGUCAGAUGAGUUGGCUAGGCACAAGAGAUCGCAUUCCGGGGUGAGGCCUUAUAAGUGCGAGCUUUGCGAGAAAGCUUUCGCUAGGUCGGACCAUUUGUCUAAGCACAGGAAGGUGCACAAGAAGAAGAUGUCUCAGUUUGGGAGUUACCAUAUCAAGAGGAGGGGGAGGGUGAAUUGAGGCGAGUGCGUUUUUUGGUACUGGUGUGAGUGAUGGUACUUUUGGAGUCGUUGGUACAGGGUGAUUCACCAUAAAUGUCCCCCCCCUCUAGCUCAGUUAUUAUUCAACCGAUUUCGAAAUUUUAAGAAUAAUUUGAUAAUUUCUGCUGGGAAAACUAUAUGUACAAGGUACCAGUUCAUUUUUUCGAAUGGGACACCCUGUAUUUCAUUGCACAAUCAGUUAGAUAUUUUUAAAAUGAAGCC
Messenger RNA from Phaedon cochleariae (mustard beetle), 1397 nucleotides. NCBI's taxonomy places the organism in Eukaryota, Metazoa, Arthropoda, Insecta, Coleoptera, Chrysomelidae. The record is from the annotation of a GenBank genome assembly.